Molecule: messenger RNA, 2742 nt
Organism: Bufo gargarizans (Asiatic toad)
Lineage: Eukaryota; Metazoa; Chordata; Amphibia; Anura; Bufonidae
Gene: FAM124A
Product: family with sequence similarity 124 member A
Exons: 4
Coding region: 131-1711 (526 amino acids)
Source: RefSeq, a predicted model, not a curated record
GCAGGAGAGGAGGAGAGCGCCGGGCCAUGCAGGGGCUCUGCCGGGGGUGGGGGCGUCCUGUUACUGGAGUCUGAGUGCAGGCACACGGCGGCGGCUCGUCACUGAGAGCCAUGGCUUCCUGAUCCCUGCCAUGGAGAAGACUGGAGAGGAUGACUGCGAGGACUCGGGAGCGGAGACCGGGGGGUCAGACUACAGCCGCAUGUCUUCUACAAGUAGUGAGCUCUCCGUAGAUGAUGUCCAGGACCCAUUCCUCGUCAGCAUCCAUAUUAUUGCAGACCCCAGUGAAUCCCGAUGUCUCCAAGGAGCUAUUGACCGAGUCCUAGCGUGGAUCCACCCUGACCUGCAGUUGUUCCGUGUCUCUGAAAGAAGGACUUCCAAGAAAAAGAAGCUGAAGCCGAGCUUUACCUCUCAACCGGCUCUUGCUAUCAUUUUGUUCUUGCAAGAGGAAUAUGGGGAGGAUCAGAUCUUGCGUGUCCACAAAUGCUUCCAAAAACCUCCCUGGCAAUUCCAUCACACUGAGCGCGUCCAUGGCAAAUUCCUCCCUUAUAUGCCGUGCAAUCAAGACUUUUUCACUUUGGCCUGUGGAACUCCUCUAUGGGCCAUCAGGCAGGUGCAUUAUGGGAAGGAAAUUAUCCGCUUUACUAUAUAUUGCAGUUACGAGAACUUUACAGACAUGAUGAAAAUGUAUGAACUCAUACUGAAAAAAUCUGUGUGGAAGAAAAAAGCUGAUUUUUGUGUAUUUCCUAUUUACUCCAAUAUGGACAUAGAAAUAGAAUUGUCUUUAAAGAGGCUUCUUAAAGGCCAAACCCCUCUGCCCCUGGAAUCCUCUUUACUGGAGUUUAGGGUAAAAGACUUUGGACAGCUUGUUCCUCUCUUGCCCAACCAGUGCAGCCCUAUCAGCGAGGGCAGAUGGCAGACGGAAGAUCAUGAUGGCAAUAAAAUACUGUUACAGCAGGUUCAUCGCUUGACCAGAAAGUCAGUAUGGAAACAUCAAAGGUAUUUGUCCAGAAACUCAGCCGGGACAGCACCAUUUAUAAGCAUGAUUCCUCGCACUCAUAAGAAGAAAUAUGACAAAACGCACCUGAGCAACGGAACAGUUCCAGGACUUAGAACAUCUGAUCAAAACUGCUCUAAACCCCCAGCUGACUUUACCCCGAGUUCUAAUGGUAUGCCACAAUGGUUUCAGAGAAGCAAGUCCUUGGUAUGCCUACCAACACUGAACUCUUUUCCAUCAUGCGAGUCUUUCCCUUUCAGCGAGCCCCCUCAUUUUUAUCAGCAUGACCCUCAAGAGCUUCAUUCAUCUGUAUGGAGGAGCAGUCCAAGGAUAAACAUUGAUGACCUGGAAGGGGUACAAGAGACCGAUGUGGACACAGGAAUGAAGCUUUCAAGUUCAGACCUGUCUGUUGUGUCAGCCUAUUCACCCCUAGAUGGACUCUCUAGUGACUUACAAGCAUCUCUCCCUUCUCCUGGCGAAUUAAAUUUUGAGAAAUCAUCAUCAAGGAAUAAGCUCUGUGAGCUUUCAUACGAGUCAUUCAAUUCAGUUUCUGAAUCUUCCUGUUCUUUGGUAUCUUCAGUGUUCCCCAGCAGUUUGGGCUGCAAUUCUCUGACAGAAUCCCAGAAGGACAUUGAAAGCCAUUACCUAAAUAAUAUUGAGGCCACCACGCAUCCAGCAAAGGAGGAGACCUUCGAAGAGGAAGAAUUUUAUAUCUGAUUUUGGGUCAAUUCACCCAGUGGCUUAUGUGUGUUUUUCUUAUAGGAUAAGACAACUGCCUUGAAGACUUGACUUUUUUCCUUGUGCAUAUAGUAAAAAGAGACCAUUUUUUUAUGUAGUAGUUUAAAUUGGGUUCUCCACUCUACACAAUCCCUAUUUGUUAGAAGGGUCACUUGACAAAAGGCUGACCACAAAGUGUCUCCACUGGUGAGAUCCCUAGCAGUCAGGUGUAAACCUGACAGCAAGUGUUCAGUUUCCCUACAGUGCCUCCACAGGGGAAAUUAAAUAUUACAUCUAAUACCCAUUCCUAUGAAUUGGUUGUCUGUAUAAUGUAGGACAAGUCCCCCAGUGCAAGAAACACUUUUUGGAACUGCUCUCCGUUUUGGCCUAAAGAUGGGGAGCCUAAACAUGGGAUCCCCUGUAAUAAUUCAGAAUUGUCUAAUAUGGUACAGGUGUUUAACAGGCUAGAUAACCUCUUUAACUUUUGGUAAAUGUUUCAGAUAAUAUUAGGAAAUAUUUGGCAAUAUGUUGCUCACUAUAUUUUUUACUGUGACCCCAUUCAUGGCUGCCUAGUCCUUCUUUUUUUUUUUCUUUUUUUUUUAAGACCCUUUUGUACCCAACAGACUAUAGAAUUCCAUCUUCUGAAUGUAUAAGCUUUCUAUAACCUACUAAUGGAUGUUCUUCUGCCCUGAAUGUUAUUUAGGCGAUCCCAUAACCUUAGAACAUUGUCUAACACAAUAGAAUAUUAUGAUGUUUUGAUAUAUGUGAUAAUUUUCUAUACUUUAAAGGUUUUUUUUCUGGUGUGAAAUGUAGGUGACUUUUUUAUGAUGUGACACCUGCACAGAAUUUAAAUUAUUCUUCAGAUUUUCACAACGUGAGCUGCUAGGAGCACAGAGGACGAUGUAGAUUCCAGUGAUGUGUGCCUUAUCCUAUUGUCAUCAGAACUGUACAGAUUGACUGAAACAAAGGCUAUCGUUUCAGGGAUAAAUGAAUAACCUGUAUCCAAACUGCUAUCUGAAUAAAUAUUUGGA